AUGGCUCUCCACCCGCUCUCCUGGCUGCUCCACUUGGCUGUGCUCUGCCCUCUGGUCCUGCUGCUGGCGGGACAGCAGCACGCUUCGAACAAAUGCAGCAACGCCUGCGGGGUGAUGACCAAGGAGAUCCCCCGGGACCGCCUAGCCAGCUACCAACGAACAGAACCAUCUUGCCGCAAACGCGCCAUCAUACUGACGACCAGAAAGAACAGAACAUUCUGUGCGGACCCCAAGGAGAGAUGGGUGCAGGAAGCCAUGGAGUAUCUGGACCACAAGGCCGGUCCCUCCUCUGAGAAGCUGACGGGACCCAUAAUUGCUCCGGCCAUCACUGGCACCACCAAAACCACCACCACCACUGCCGCAUCCUGGCAGAGCUCUUACCAGCCGAGAGUGGACCACUGGGCUGAAGGGAAGGCCUCUGAAGCUGCCUCCUCCCAGGCCCCCCCCACCCAGGCCUCCUCCACCCAGGCCCCCUCCACCCAGGCCCCCGCCACCCAGGCCCCCACCCAGGCCCUCCCCACUGAUCUCCCCUCCACCCAGGCCCCCUCCACCCAAGCCCCCGCCACCCAGGCCCCCACCCAGGCCCUCCCCACUGAUCUCCCCUCCACCCAGGCCCCCUCCACCCAAGCCCCCGCCACCCAGGCCCCCACCCAGGCCCUCCCCACUAAUCUCCCCUCCACCCAGGCCCCCUCCACCCAGGCCCCCUCCACCCAGGCCCUCCCCACUGAUCUCCCCUCCACCCAGGCCCCCCCCACCCAGGCCUCCUCCACCCAGGCCCCCUCCACCCAGGCCCUCCCCACUGAUCCCCCCUCCACCCAGCCCCCCUCCACCCAGGCCCUCCCCACUGAUCCCCCCUCUUCCCAGGCCCCCCCCACCCAGGCGCCCUCCACCCAGGCCUCCCUCACCCAGGCCCUCCCCACAAAGGCCGGCUCCAUCCAGAACCCCCCCACCGAUACCCCCUCGUCCCCGAGCCCCUCUCCCCAGGCCGCCUCCCCACAGGCCCCCGCCAUUUCCCACACGGCCCCAGACCCUGGGCAGGACCUCACGCCGCCGGAGAGCCCCCUAGGGUCCGGUCCGGCUCACCCGGAUGCCGUCACCGGGCCCGGCGGCAGCAGGCCCCGCGCCUCCGAGGCCCCCAGCAAGGAGCAGGAGAGCUCGGACCACCAGAGGCAGGACGACUUGGCCACGCCCGAGGCCACCCGGAGGCAGGCGGUGGGGCUGCUGGCCUUCCUGGGCCUGCUCUUCUGCCUGGGGGUGGCCACGCUCACCUACCAGCGGCUGCAGGGCUGCCCCCGCGGCGCGGUGGGGGACAUGGUGGAGGGGCUUCGCUAUGUGCCCCGCAGCUGCGGCAGCAACUCCUACGUGCUGGUGCCCGUGUGA
Molecule: messenger RNA, 1380 nt
Organism: Pipistrellus nathusii (Nathusius's pipistrelle)
Lineage: Eukaryota; Metazoa; Chordata; Mammalia; Chiroptera; Vespertilionidae
Source: the annotation of a GenBank genome assembly